This is a messenger RNA of Triplophysa dalaica, 1256 nucleotides long. Its product is annotated as N-formyl peptide receptor 3-like. Gene Ontology annotation, molecular function: G protein-coupled receptor activity; complement receptor activity. Gene Ontology annotation, biological process: inflammatory response; positive regulation of cytosolic calcium ion concentration; complement receptor mediated signaling pathway. Bases 39 to 989 code for a protein of 316 amino acids. Gene Ontology annotation, cellular component: plasma membrane. The record is from RefSeq and is a predicted model, not a curated record. NCBI's taxonomy places the organism in Eukaryota, Metazoa, Chordata, Actinopteri, Cypriniformes, Nemacheilidae. The transcript has 2 exons.
CUUUGUCAGCAUCUAAGACGGAAGAGAAAGAAUAAAAAAUGGUGGGCACAACUUUGGGUCUUCAAAAUCAGACUGAAGUCCUGACAAAUUAUGGCACGAGGCUGGUGGAGCCAGAGAUAGCUGAUAUCAUCUGCCUAUGUGUGAUGAUGGUCAUCUUUGUCACGGGUGUGAUUGGAAACGGGCUUGUCAUCUUUGUGACCGGCUACAAAAUGAAGACGACUGUCAACUCCAUCUGGUUUCUCAACUUGGCAAUAACAGACUUACUUUUUAUUCCAGCUAUGGUUUACCUUAUUCUUUUAUUCUGUAAAAGAGAUUUUGGAAUCAACGAUCUCCUGUUUAAAUGUGGUUAUUAUGCUCUUAACCUAAAUAUGUUUGCGAGUGUUUUCUUUCUGACAGUGAUCAGUCUGGAUCGAUGUCUGUGCACAUGGGUGGUCGUGUGGGCUCAGAAUAAACGGACUCUAGUCAAAGCCAGAAUCAUCUGUGUGUUUGUGUGGCUUUUAGCCAUCUGCUGCAGCAUCCCGAAUGCCAUGUUUAUCUUUAAACCUAUAGAUACAUUGUCAUUACAACAAAUUCAAAAUGAAAAAAAGUUUAUAUACUUAUACAUGUUUAUUGUGGGCUUUCUUAUUCCCUUUUUGAUCAUUACAUGUUCAUAUAUUGCUAUUGCUAUACGGGUAAGACGCUUUCCAAGGGGAAAUCAGAUUAGAAUAUUCAGGGUAAUAUUUGUGAUUUUGGCCUUUUUCAUAAGCUGGUUUCCUUACCAUUUUCAACGGUUGCUUCUUACAUGGGUGCCUCAUAAUUACUGGAAUAUAUGUGUUUUUAACAUACUAGACGGAGCAUUUGUUUUUAUACUCUGUCUUGUUUUUCUAAGCAGCAGUCUGAACCCCAUUCUCUAUGUGUUCAUGUGUGACGAGUAUAAGAAGAAACUGAAAAGGUCUCUGCUGCUGGUGCUCGAGGGGGCUUUUACUGAGGACCAUCUUGGUUUACAUUAAAUCUCCCACCUCUUACAGUAUACAGAGCAGAGCAAAAAGACAAACAAAAAACUAUCUGGACUUUCUCAUCUCCAUACUGGUAAAUAAAUCAAUGUCAGUGGUGUUAAAUCAAUCUACAAAUCUCUUGGGUUCUAGUUAAAUGUGUUAUUGUGACCUACUCACGGUUUGUUUUACUACACAAGCUUGUUAUGCUGUUGCAAAUGUUAUUUUUGUUAUUGUCUUUUAAAUCGUCCUCUUUUUUUUUCUCUGUUAAACAAUUGUGUAUGA